ACACUCACUCUCUCUCUCUCUCUCUCUCUCUCUCACACACACACACACAUACAUACACACACACACACACACACACAUACACACACAGAGCAGCAUGGCUAACAUCGCAGUGCAGAGGAUAAAACGAGAAUUUAAAGAAGUCCUUAAAAGCGAAGAGACGAGUAAAAACCAGAUUAAAGUCGACCUGGUGGAUGAGAACUUCACAGAACUGAAGGGGGAGAUCGCAGGACCGCCUGACACACCUUACGAAGGUGGUCGAUACCAGCUAGAAAUUAAAAUUCCAGAAACAUAUCCCUUCAAUCCUCCAAAGGUACGGUUUAUUACAAAGAUCUGGCAUCCCAACAUCAGCUCAGUAACUGGUGCCAUAUGUCUGGAUAUUUUAAAGGACCAGUGGGCGGCGGCCAUGACGCUCCGGACAGUGCUGCUGUCCCUACAGGCUUUAUUGGCAGCGGCAGAACCAGACGACCCACAGGAUGCAGUGGUGGCCAAUCAGUAUAAGCAGAACCCAGAGAUGUUUAAGCAGACGGCUCGGCUCUGGUCACACGUUUACGCAGGUGCACCAGUCUCCAGUCCAGACUACACACGUAAAAUAGACAAACUGUGUGCUAUGGGCUUCGAUAAAAACGCAGUAAUAGUGGCAUUGUCGUCAAAAUCCUGGGAUGUGGAGACGGCAACGGAGUUGUUGCUUAGCAACUGAACCUACAGCACCCUGUUCACCACCCACACCCUUGACUCCGCCCAUGUCCAAGUCGGAUUCACUUCCUGUAUGGAAAUAUUGCACCUUGAUUCCCCACCCAACACACUGCAUUUACGUGUCCCUUCCAUCUUUCUCUCUCUCCAUCUGAAAUUACAGUCUUUUCCUAAACUCUCACUCCUUCAUCUUUCCAUCUUCUCACACUUUUUGUUGUUCUUUUUCACCUUUUUGAGUUAAGUGUACCUUUCCCUCAACAGUAUUCCCUAUUUCUCCCCUUUAUCAUUGUCAUCCUCUGUAUCCUCCUCAUACUGAUCAUGUGAUUCUUACCACAGUGCUGGACAUUCCCAUACUGCUCCCUCCUCCAUUUUGCACAAUCAUUCAAGCUCUUUUAUGUGGAAUCCCAUUUCUACGAUGCCAGUAAAUCAAAUAAAUACAAAUAAAAAAAAAUAAAAAAAUAAAAAAAGACACAAACAUCACUCUCACAUGUGACACAGAUAAUGUUAUCUCAAAAGAUCAAAACUGGAAUACAAUUUAAAAAAAAAAAAAAAAAAAAAAAAGAGUAAGAAAGGAGGUAAACGGAAUCACACUCACUGAACAAAGCAUUGACUGCAGAAACAGCAGAAGAAAGAAACGAUUUCAUCUGUAAAUAAAGCUAUUAAAGUCUGUAUAAAUUAAAGCAAUGUGGCAAUGCUUUUAUUUAUUAUUGUUUUAAGGAAAAGUGAAAUAAACAGAAGAGUUUCGUGGCUAAUACAGCAA
Pangasianodon hypophthalmus (striped catfish) is the source of this 1450-nucleotide messenger RNA. It is a transcript of the gene ube2ka, whose product is annotated as ubiquitin-conjugating enzyme E2Ka (UBC1 homolog, yeast). Bases 95 to 697 code for a protein of 200 amino acids. The transcript has 7 exons. Gene Ontology annotation, cellular component: nucleus. Gene Ontology annotation, biological process: protein polyubiquitination; proteasome-mediated ubiquitin-dependent protein catabolic process. The record is from RefSeq and is a predicted model, not a curated record. Gene Ontology annotation, molecular function: ubiquitin conjugating enzyme activity; protein binding. NCBI's taxonomy places the organism in Eukaryota, Metazoa, Chordata, Actinopteri, Siluriformes, Pangasiidae.